This is a messenger RNA of Gossypium raimondii (Peruvian cotton), 2039 nucleotides long. RefSeq lists its product as uncharacterized. Bases 473 to 1801 code for a protein of 442 amino acids. Lineage: Eukaryota; Viridiplantae; Streptophyta; Magnoliopsida; Malvales; Malvaceae. The transcript has a single exon. The record is from RefSeq and is a predicted model, not a curated record.
CAUAUAAAACGCUUUGGCAACUUGUAUUAAGUUUUCCCUGUCAGUUUUCAUUUUAGCUGCUUUCAUUAACUUAGUCUCAGCUAAUAGUUGAUGAUUCCAACUCCUCGAUUAUCGGUCCUAAUUUCAGGAAAGCUUUCUUUCUUUUUUUUUUUUUCUUUUGGCGCGUGACUUUUUUCUCUACGUUUUUGGUGAUGUUGAAUGCAGGUUAUACUAGUUUGUAUCAUUUUUUUUUUUUGGAAUUGUGAUUAAAGGGUAGAAAUAUGUUAAUGUAUGCUUGUUUAGCUUGGUGAGCUUGGUUAAUUUGGGAUUUUUUUUUCUAAUUGGCUUUGUUUGGUAGAUUGAAAUGUAUUGAAAGGGAAGAUUAGAACAUGUUGUGCUUGAUUGUUUUUGGUUAAUUGAGUGCUUGAAUGAUAUUUAUAGAUUAGGCUGAAUAGCUUCAAAGGGGAAAUGACAUGAAAUCUUGAAAUAAGCAAUGGAAGGCAAUUUAUCGAGAGGAAUAAUUCCUGGUGGGAGUUCUUUUGGAGGUCUUGAUUUACAAGGAUCAAUGAUGGUUCAUCAUCGUGCACAAAACCCACAUAAUAUGCAUCAUCAUCAUCACCACCCUAACCCUCGCCGUGGCACUUCUGCUCAUCCUCGUUUUCCGCUCACGGUGGGGACCAUGCAGAACUCUGAUCAACCUGUUACAGUGAUAGAUUACAACAAGAUGGAAAUAGGGAAAUGUUCAGUUAGUGAUGAGGAUGAACCUAGUUUUGCAGAAGAAGGUGUUGAUGGUCAUAACGACGGGAAUAAAGGCAAGAAAGGAUCCCCAUGGCAGCGUGUGAAGUGGACUGAUAAAAUGGUGAGGCUUCUAAUUACGGCGGUGUCUUAUAUAGGGGAGGAUAUGGCGGGGGAUUGUGGUGGUGGGAUAAGGAGGAAAUUUGCAGUUCUACAGAAGAAGGGUAAAUGGAAAUCGGUUUCGAAAGUCAUUGCUGAGAGGGGCUAUCAUGUUUCUCCUCAACAGUGUGAAGAUAAGUUCAAUGACCUGAAUAAAAGGUAUAAAAAACUAUAUGAUAUGCUUGGUAGGGGCAUUUCUUGUCAAGUUGUUGAGAAUCCGGCACUUUUGGAUGUUAUAGAUUACUUAACGGAGAAAGAAAAGGAUGAUGUUAGGAAAAUUUUAAGCUCAAAGCAUCUUUUCUACGAGGAGAUGUGUUCUUAUCAUAAUGGGAACAGAUUGCAUCUGCCUCAUGAUCUAAAAUUGCAGCGAUCCUUGCAAUUGGCUCUUAGAAGAAGAGAUGAGGAUGAAAACGACGAUGUAAGGAGGCACCAACAUGAUGAUCUUGAUGAUGAUGACCAUGACAUGGAAACUGAUGAUCAUGAUGAACUUGAGGAGAAUCAUGCUUCACAUGGGGAUAACAGAGCGAUAUUUGGUGCACCAGGCGGCUCUACAAAGAGAUCUAGACAAAGCCAAGUCCAUGAAGAUGCUUGUUUCCAGAAAUUUUUGAACUCUCAGGACUGCAACAAAAGUUCAUUUUCCUGUCCACCAGUCGCCCAAGCUGAUACGAACCAAGUCCUACCUGACUACUCAAGAGCUGCAUGGUUACAGAAGCAGUGGACUGAAUCCCGCUCACUUCAGCUAGAAGAACAGAAACUGCAAAUUCAAGUGGAGAUGCUAGAACUGGAGAAACAACGUUUCAAGUGGCAGAGAUUCAGUAAGAAAAGUGAUUGCGAACUAGAAAAGAUAAGAAUGGAAAAUGAGAGGAUGAAGCUCGAGAAUGAACGAAUGGCAUUAGAGUUGAAGCGAAAAGAGUUAGCUGCCGAUUAAAACCAUGUAUUUUGUUUUCUGCAGUGCCAAGGCCUUGAUGCAAAAUUAUUUUGUUGUUGGUAAGCUGCUAUUGAUUUUUCCUUGGAGUAUCACAUUUAGUUUGUUGAUAUUGAUUAAUAUUAUUAUGAUUACUGUAUUGGAUAUGGCCUUUUCCUACUUGUCUUAGGUUGCUAGUGUGUUUAGACUUUGGUUCUCUUAGAUGUUCCACUAUUCUAUAAGAUGGAUGUGCUGUUUAUUA